Messenger RNA from Acanthochromis polyacanthus (spiny chromis), 3815 nucleotides. RefSeq names its product mannose-6-phosphate receptor (cation dependent) (gene m6pr). Lineage: Eukaryota; Metazoa; Chordata; Actinopteri; Pomacentridae. The coding region runs from base 261 to 1088 and encodes 275 amino acids. Gene Ontology annotation, cellular component: Golgi apparatus; endosome; trans-Golgi network. The record is from RefSeq and is a predicted model, not a curated record. Gene Ontology annotation, biological process: protein targeting to lysosome. Gene Ontology annotation, molecular function: protein domain specific binding. The transcript is spliced from 7 exons.
GUGUUUAGUUUCACUUCCGCACUCCGCCACUCAUGUAGCCUGUUAGCUGCUGCGAUAUUAAAACACGUUAGGAAUGAAAACGUGUUGAUUAUCGUGGCCGAAACAACCGUUUAAAGCUUCCGACUGCUCGAAGAGAAACUUUACUUCAUCCGAAGCUCGAAACUUCGCUUUUAUGAGCGAAAAAAGCGACCAGGAAGCGACGUUAGCGUGAGGAAGCUGCAGCGUUUUAACCUGUUAAACUGAUCCGCAGCGAGGAAGUCAUGAAGGUGAGUCUUUGUCCCGGUCCAGGCUCCGUCCUGCUCUUGACUCUGUGGGUCCAGCUGCUUCUGACGGGAGUUCACGCCUCCAACAGCACCAAGAACUGCAAACUGUCCCCCGAGUCCGAGUCGGAACGCAAAGUCCUGAGCCGACUGGAGCCGCUGGCCAACAAGAACUUCACUGUAGAGUCUAAAAAUAAAGACGAGACCUACACGUACACGUUCCAGCUGUGUGGAGAUGCAGGAGGUGUUCAAGGAGCCGGAGUCAUUCAGAGCAACUCGAAGAGUCCGAAACCUGAGGUAGUCGGCCGGUACGACGCCACGCAGGCCAUCGGAGGAAGUGACUGGGUGAUGCUGAUCUACAGAAACGGUGAUCAAUACGACUCUCACUGCUCCAAGGAGAAGAGGAAAGCCAUCAUCAUGAUCUCCUGCAACAGGAAGACAGCGAUGGGAACUCUGGAGGUGGUUCUGGAGGACCGGGAACGAGUGGAGGACUGUUUCUACCUGUUUGAACUGGACUCCAAUGCAGUUUGUCCGGUCAUCGAGUCCCGACUCAGCGCCGGAUCCAUAAUCCUCAUCAUUGCUGCCUGUCUCGUGGCCGUCUACCUGAUCGGAGGAUUCCUGUACCAGCGGCUGGUGGUGGGAGCUAAAGGCAUGGAGCAGUUCCCCAACUACUCCUUCUGGGUGGAGCUCGGCAACAUGACGGCGGAUGGCUGCGACUUCGUCUGCCGCUCGAAGAAUCGAGACGAAGCUCCGGCGUACCGAGGAGUCUCAGCAGAACCUCUGGAGGAGGAACCGGAGGAGCGAGACGACCACCUGCUGCCGAUGUGACGGACCAGAACCUCAGAGUUCUGUUUGGUAGAAGAAGCUGCCGGAAGACACAAGUCCUUCUGUUGACUUCUGCACUGGUUCCACUGGUUUCACUGGUUCCACCGGCGGCAGCUGUCUGUUAGACCGACCUCCUCCUCUUCCUCCUCAUCUUCUUACUCCUCCUUCCUCCUCUUCUUUCUUUUCUUACCGCUCUUUUUCCUCCUCCUUCCUCAUUCUUUCUCUUGUUCUUCCUCUUUCUUAGUCCUCUUCUUCCUCCUGUUCCUCCUCCUUCUUCCUCCUCCUUUUAUUAAAAAAAUCCAGCUCUUCCUCCUUGUCCUCUUCUUCCUCCUCAUCCUCCUCUUCCUCCUUGUCCUCUUUCUAAUUCCUAUUCUUCCUCACCCACUUCCUCUUCCUCCUUCCUGUCCUCUUUCUUACUCCUCUUCUUCCUCUUCUACUUCCUCCUUCUCCUCCUCCUCAUCAGAUAUCAGAGACUCUUCCAGAGGUCGUAGGAGGAGAUCAGGAGUCUUUUAAACACUGAUUGUUGUGAAGGUCGGUCCUGAGUCCACUAAGUGCUUCUGCUUCUUUCAUCCUUCAGCUUUUUGUUUCCUCCUCCUGAAUGUAAACGUUCUGUUUUCUCUAGAAACCAAAGCUUCUCCUUCCUCUGAGUCUUCUUCUGUUACUGACUGAAAUCUGAGCUGCUGGUAGAUUCUCAUGCCGAAGCGUUCAGCUGAAACUCCAAAUUACAUCUCUUUACAUCGAUGUUUUCCUCGUAAAAAUGCAACUACACAGCAAAACAAGUGCAACUGUUGAGUAUUUUUCAAAAUAAAACAUCAUAAUUCUGUGAUUGCAGCUCGUUAAUCAGCUAAAAUUCCAGUUUGUAGUUCUGUAAAUCAAAUUUUUACUCAUAUAAAUUUAACUGUAAAGUAAAGCUGCAAGAAGGGAAACUGUUCAGUAAUUUUUUCAAAAUAAAACAUCAAAAUUCUGUGAUUGGAGCUUGUUAAUUAGCUAAAAUGUCAACUUACACUUCUUUAAAUUGUUUUUUUCUUCAUAUAAAUGUGACUAUAAAGUAAAACUACAAUUAAGGGCAACUUUAAAACAAUAAAAAUAUAUAAAUUCUGCCAUUAGGUCUUCCUAAAUGUGAAUAUUUUCUGGUGUCUUUCGUCCACUACGACGGUAAAUCCAGAAAUUAAAUAAAAAUAUUAAAUAUAUAAAAAAUACAGCUGAGUAAUUUAAAGAAGAAAAACAUAAAAAUUCUAUAAUUGCAGCUAUUUAAUUACCUAAAAUUCCAACUUACAAUUUAAAUUAUUGAAUAAUUAAAUAAUUUUUCAAAGCUACAAAAAGCGCAACUGCUGAGUAAUUUUUCAAAAUAAAAUGUCAAUAUUCUGUAAUUGCAGCUAUUAGCUAAAAUUCCAUCUUAUACAUAGUUUAAUUAUCUUCAUAUAAUUUCAACUGUAUAGUAAAGCUGCAAGAAGGAAAACGGUGAAUUUUCUAAAUAAAACAUCAAAAUCCUGUCAUUACAGCUAUUAGCUAAAAUCCCGGAUUACAAUUCGUUAAAUUUUUCUGAAUGUAAAUGUGACUAUUAGUUUGCUGCCUGUUAAUUAACUGAAAUGAUUUAAUAAGCAGAGUAGUUUUUGAAAAUAAAAUGUCAAAGUUCUGUGAUUGCAGCGAUUUCAUUUGCUAAAAAUCCAAAUUACAAUUCUCUAAAUUAUUUUAUUCUUCAUAUGAAUUUAACUAUAAAGUAAAACUGCAAGAAGGGCAACUGUUGACUAGUUUUUUAAAAAUAAUAAAAACAUAAAUUCUGUAGUAACAACUAUUUGAUUAGCUAAAAUUUUAACUUUCACUUAAAUUUUUUUCUUCAUUUAAAUGUGGCGAUAAAAUAAAGCUGCAAGAAAGGCAACUGUUGAAUAAUUUUUAAUUAAUAAAUAAAAAUAUAAAUAUUGUAAUUGCAGCUUGUUAGUUAGCUAAAAUUCCAACCUAUACAUAAUUAUUUUUUCUUCAUAUAAAUUUAAUAUAAAGUAAAGCUGCAAGAAGGGAAACAGUCAUUUUUCAAAAUAAAAUGUCUAAAUUCUAUGAUUGCAGCUAUUUAAUUAGCCAAAAUUCCAGAUUAUUUUUUUCUUCAUUUAAAUGUGACUAUAAAGUAAAAUUAUAAUUAAGGGCAAUUUUAAAACAAUAAAAAUGUCUAAAUUCUGUCAUUAGAUCUUCCUAAAUGUGAAUAUUUCCGGGUUUGUUUCGUCGUCUAUGACGAUAAGCUGAAGAUCUGAAAACUGAAAAAAAAAACAAAACAGAUUUUCCAGCAUUUUCUGACCAAACAGAGAAUCCAUAAAUUAAAUUAAAAUAUUGAAUAUGUAUGAAUUCUGCUGUUUGCAAUUGAUCAUUUCAGGAAACAACUCGUGUAUUUUCACAUAAUUAAUGAACGUUCACUGUAGCGGUGAGUAUUAUGGGAUGUAAACACUGAUCUGAACCCGACAUUCAGCUGCUUCGUUGCUUCUGUGUUCAACUACAACCAACGUGUUACAGCUUAGAGGAUUUCAUGGUGAGAUCUGUGACGUUUUUACAUAAAUCUGAAUAUUAAUGCUGCUACGGCUCGCUGGCUUUGAGUUUUUCUGUUUGGGUUUUUUUCUGCUUCUUCUUGGUUCUUCGUUUGGUUCGAGGACUUUUGUCACUGAAGAGCCUCCAGGUCGUUUGGCUCGAUAUUCAUUAAAAGCCACUGAAGUUUGUUUUCUGAUUCCAUUAAAGAGAAACAACGAA